This is a messenger RNA of Ctenocephalides felis (cat flea), 4560 nucleotides long. It is a transcript of the gene Top2, whose product is annotated as DNA topoisomerase 2. Gene Ontology annotation, cellular component: nucleus. NCBI's taxonomy places the organism in Eukaryota, Metazoa, Arthropoda, Insecta, Siphonaptera, Pulicidae. The record is from RefSeq and is a predicted model, not a curated record. Gene Ontology annotation, biological process: sister chromatid segregation; resolution of meiotic recombination intermediates; DNA topological change. Gene Ontology annotation, molecular function: DNA topoisomerase type II (double strand cut, ATP-hydrolyzing) activity; ATP binding; DNA binding.
GAACAAGUUCACGUCGUGCAAUUCGCUCGUUUGUGUUCCAUUUUGCAAGCGGCCCAUAACGACCGGCUUAUUGUUUGGCGCCCGAAAACAAUAUUAAACCUCCACAUGCUUCAUUAAUAUACGAAAAACACAAUCAUGGCUGAUAUAAAGUCGAUGUUUGCGAGAAUGUCCAAUGGCGGGGAGUCUUCAUCAAGUUCUGCGGCCCCCCAACAGCCACAGGCAGCCUCUAGGAAAUCCACAGGAAAAAUGACUAUUGAAAAGACGUAUCAGAAAAAGUCGCAGCUGGAGCACAUCUUGCUUCGGCCAGAUACUUAUAUAGGCUCCGUUGAGAAAACGACUGAAAUUAUGUGGGUUUAUGACAAAUCUAAAGAAAUGAUGGUACAAAAGGAAAUCACAUAUGUGCCAGGCCUAUAUAAGAUUUUCGACGAAAUCUUAGUGAACGCUGCUGAUAAUAAACAACGUGAUGCCAAAAUGGAUUGCAUAAAAAUCGAAAUCGAUCAAGAAACCAAUACGAUAUCAGUCUGGAAUAAUGGAGGCGGUAUUCCAGUAGUUAUGCAUAAAGAUGAACAAAUGUACGUCCCUACUAUGAUUUUUGGACAUUUACUAACAUCUUCCAACUACAAUGAUGAAGAGGAAAAAGUCACCGGCGGUCGUAACGGUUACGGUGCCAAGCUCUGUAAUAUUUUCAGUACAAAAUUCGUUGUUGAAACCGGUUCAAAACAAUACAAAAAACAUUUCAAACAAGUCUGGGGCUCCAACAUGAGCAAAGCGUCCGAACCAAAAAUCAAAGACUCGGAUUCUGAUUUCACAAAAGUUACAUUCACACCGGACUUGAACAAAUUCAAAAUGGAUAAGCUAGAUGAUGACAUUGUCUCGUUAAUGUCUCGAAGAGCUUUCGAUGUUGCUGCUUCCACAAGAGGUGUUAAAGUUUUCCUUAAUGGUACAAAAGUACCUAUAAAAGAUUUCAAAGAUUAUAUAGACUUCUAUAUAAGAGGCAAAGAGGAUGAAAUGGGAAAUCCUUUAAAAGUAGUUUAUGAAAAUGUAAAUCCUCGUUGGGAAGUGGCAAUGACUCUGUCGGAUAAAGGCUUUCAGCAGGUUUCUUUUGUGAAUUCAAUCGCUACGACCAAAGGCGGCAGGCAUGUGGAUCAUGUCACAGAUAGUAUUGUAAAGCAGUUACUGGAAACUUUAAAAAAGAGGAACAAAGGCGGUGUACAAAUCAAACCGUUCCAAGUUAAGAAUCAUAUGUGGGUAUUUGUCAACUGCCUUAUUGUUAACCCAACCUUCGAUUCCCAAACCAAGGAGAAUAUGACACUACAAGCCAAGAGUUUCGGUUCUAAAUGUACUUUAAAUGAUAAGUUUAUUAAUCAAGUGUCCAAAUGUGGUAUUAUAGAAUCCGUUUUAAGUUGGGCAAAGUUCAAAGCCCAAACCGAAUUGGCCAAGACCAGUGGUAAAAAACAAAUGAAAUUAAGAGGUAUUCCUAAAUUAGAAGAUGCCAACAACGCAGGCACCAAAAAUUCCUUGAAUUGUACCUUAAUUAUCACUGAGGGAGACUCAGCCAAAUCUUUGGCUGUGUCUGGCCUCGGUGUCGUCGGCAGGGAUAACUAUGGUGUGUUCCCGUUGAGAGGUAAAAUGCUUAACGUACGAGAAGCAACACACAAACAAAUUUUAGAAAAUGCAGAAAUCAAUGCAUUGAUCAAAAUUAUCGGUUUGCAAUACAAAAAGAAAUACACGACCACAGAGGACUUGAAAACUUUAAGAUACGGUAAACUGAUGAUCAUGACAGAUCAGGAUCAAGACGGUUCACAUAUCAAAGGUUUAGUUAUUAAUUUUAUACAUCACAAUUGGCCUGAGCUGUUGCAGUUGCCGUUUUUAGAAGAAUUCAUCACACCUAUUGUUAAAGUCACAAAGAAAGAUGAAGAAAUCUCGUUUUAUUCCCUGCCUGAGUUUGAAGAAUGGAAAAAUGAAACACCGAAUUAUCAAACAUAUAAUGUAAAGUACUACAAAGGUUUGGGUACUUCGACUUCGAAAGAAGCGAAGGAAUAUUUCUCAAACAUGGCCCGUCAUCGAAUUCUGUUCAAAUAUGAUGGGCCGUCCGAUGACCACAACAUCACAAUGGCUUUUGCCAAAAAGUGUGUCGAUCUGAGAAAGGAAUGGCUGACCAAUCACAUGGAUGAAUGUAAGAGGAGAAAACUCAUAGGUUUAGCUGAACGGUAUUUGUAUACGAAGGGAACUAAAGAAAUUUCGUAUUCUGACUUUGUAAAUUUGGAACUUGUUUUGUAUUCGAAUGCGGAUAAUGUGCGCUCCAUACCCUGUUCAAUGGACGGAAUGAAACCUGGUCAACGGAAAGUACUUUUUACGUGUCUCAAACGGAACGAUAAACGUGAGGUGAAGGUCGCACAAUUGGCCGGUUCCGUUGCUGAAAAGUCUGCCUACCAUCAUGGUGAAAUGUCCUUGCAGGGUACCAUUGUGAAUUUGGCGCAAAACUUUGUCGGCAGCAACAACAUAAAUCUGCUCAUGCCGAAUGGUCAGUUCGGCACGAGGUUGACUGGUGGAAAGGACGCGGCCAGCGCCCGUUACAUUUUCACAAUGCUGUCACCACUAACGAGAUUGAUUUUUCAUCCUGCCGAUGAUCCUCUGCUGUCCUACGAGUACGAUGACAAUUUGAGAAUUGAACCCACAUACUACGUGCCUAUUUUGCCUAUGGUUUUGGUUAACGGAGCCGAAGGUAUCGGCACCGGUUGGUCGACCAAGAUACCGAAUUACAAUCCUCGCCAAAUUGUGGCCAACUUGUUCAAGAUGCUCGACGGACAAGAACCGGAACCGAUGCAUCCCUGGUACAAAAAUUUCAGAGGUACCAUUUUGCCGGUUGAGAACCGGUACAUGGUCAGCGGUGAAAUAUCCGUCCUGGGAACGGAUACGAUCGAAAUAACAGAGUUACCAGUUGGCACCUGGACUCAAAAUUAUAAAGAGACCGUGUUGGAGCCUCUACUACACGGGACGGAUAAAGUCAAGCCGGUGAUAACCGACUACAAGGAGUAUAAUACGGACACGACUGUCAGAUUCCUGGUCACUCUCAUCAGCGGUCAGCUGGCCAAAUUGGAGCAAGACAACGAAUUACAUAAAGUGUUCAAGCUGAUCACAACUAUAAGCUUGGCCAACAUCAAUGCUUUCGAUGACAACGCCUGUUUGAGGAGAUACGAUAACGUCCUUGAUAUCAUGAAAGAAUUCUACGGUGUCCGUCUGCGAUUCUAUGCAAAGAGAAAAGAAUACCUGCAGGGUAAACUUGAGGCCGAGUGCAAAAAGCUAUCGAAUCAGGCCAGGUUCAUAGUUGAGAAAUGCGACAAAGGAUUGAUUAUUGAAAACAAAAAACGAAAGGCCAUGAUUGAAGAACUUAUUAAGCGCGAUUACGAACCUGAUCCUGUUAAGGCUUGGGAGAAGAGGAUCAAAAUUGAGGAGGAUCCUGAUCAGAAUGCCGGAGACGAUGAAGAGGAAGAGGUGGAAGAAGACGUUAAGCCAGGAACAUCAUCGAAAGGAGCUCCUGCAGAUCCAGAAAAAGCCUUCAGCAAACUUCUUGAUGUUAAAAACUUUGGAUAUCUCCUUGGCAUGUCCAUGUGGAUGUUGACUAAGGAAAAGAAGGAUGAAUUACUUAAACAGAGGGAUAUUAAGUUGGAAGAAUUAGAGAUCCUGAAGAACAAGACUCCCGAGAACCUGUGGCGCGAGGACCUCGACGCCUUCCUCAUUAAACUGGACGAGGUCGAAGAGAAGGAGCGCAACGAAGAGAUGGGCGUCACCAAGAAGCAGAUGAAGGCGAUGGCCGCGAACCAGAAGGCGGCGGCGACCGGCAAGAAGAAAAAGGAAAUAUUGCCGAGCGAGCAGGGCAGGAAGAUCGAGGCAAAGGUCACGGACGAGCUGAUAAGGAGGCUUAUAAACGCGGAUAAAAUUAAGGAGGCGAAUGCGGCCAGACCCAAGGCAGAAAGGGCCAAGAAGGAAGCGGCUGCAGCGAAGGAAGGGGAUGAAUUUGAUCAAAUGGUUGACGGUUCCAAGAAGCCACUGAAGCAACGAAUCAAAAAGGAAGAUAAAGAUAAAGACAAGGAUAAAAUGAAACAGACUAAAUUAGAUUUUAGUAAAAAGGGAAAGAAGAACAAAAAGAAAGGCGCCAGAAAGGAUUCUUUUGGCAGCGAAUCAUCGGAUGAAGAUGAUCCGGAUUCAGAUUUUGAAGCUCAUGCAUCUUCAGAAUCUCCUAAAAGACAAUUAGCAAGUCGGGGAACUAAAAAGCCGGUGAAAUACAGUCUGCGGAGUUCAGAUGAAGAAGAAGAGCUGUUUGACAAUAAACAAAUGGACAGUGAGCCCGUUGCUGCUGUAACCGUACUAUCAGAUUCUGAUUCCGAUGUGAAACCUCCAUCACCAGAGCCGAUGAAUGCUGAUGAUUUGUUCAAUUCUUUGGUCGAAGACAGGGAAGAGGAACCGAAGUCAACGGCGGCGGAUAAGAAACCUGCAGCGAAAAAGGGAAGAAAACCCAAAGCCGGUGGUGACGAUGAUGGAGAGGCAGCCCCGAAAAAG